Molecule: messenger RNA, 1895 nt
Organism: Perca fluviatilis (European perch)
Lineage: Eukaryota; Metazoa; Chordata; Actinopteri; Perciformes; Percidae
Product: calcipressin-1-like
Exons: 6
Coding region: 377-1351 (324 amino acids)
Biological process (GO): calcium-mediated signaling
Cellular component (GO): nucleus; cytoplasm
Molecular function (GO): calcium-dependent protein serine/threonine phosphatase regulator activity; nucleic acid binding
Source: RefSeq, a predicted model, not a curated record
AGAAGAAGAAGAAGAAGAAGAAGAAGAAUUGACGUCAUUUCCUUAAUCCCCUGCGCCAUGCUAGAUGCUAACAGCUUUAGCUAAUACCCCAGAGCUCUAUUUCCAGACAGGGAAAGAGACCGUUGUGUUGUUGUAGUUUCAGACAGAAGAACCUGUGUUUCUGCCACUCUAACUCACGGAAAGGAGAUAGUAUUAUCCCGGAAGUGAGGGGGGAGAAAGCGUCGUGUUUCUCUGUUUGUUCUUUUGUUUUGCAGUAGGCUAAAGUUAGCUCUGUUAGCUCAGGGUUAGCUUAGCGUUAGCUCUGUCUCUCAGCUGAAAUCCACUCUAUCAUGGACUGACGUCUACAGCUUCCCCCGACAGACCGUGAGGAUUAGGGAUGCAGCCGGUGGAGAGGGGAGAGGCGACGGUGGAUGUGAAGUUCACCGAGCUACCGAGCGCCCUGAUAGCCUGUAAAGUCCCGCAGAGUCUGUUCAACGAAGGCGGCGUGAAGACUGUGAAGACAGAACAGAAAGCUUUCUCACAGAAAAGAUCCAAAAGGUGUCAGAGUCCAGAGCUGGCUCCCUUCUCGCCCGUCAUCCUGGGGAAGUCAACGCUCCUCCGACCCCCCCAGUUUUCCCCGGCCUCGGCCUCUUCCUCUUCCUCCCUGACGCCCUCGCCACAACCACUCAGGGCGGUUUCAGCGUCCUGGCGUUGCGCCCGUAGUUCGGGUAUCAGGUGUAAAAGGUUUUGCCUCCCCGGAUCGCCCGGCAUGCACAUCAAGACCACCAGGUGUAACCGCUUCUGCCUGGUUGCCUCGGUGACCAACCAGGAAGUGUUCAGCCGUCCCGAGGCCCAGGCGGGUUUUGAGUCCUUGUUCCGGUCCUUUGACCCGGCGGUGCAGUUCCAGUACUUCAAGUCGUUCCGGCGAGCGCGGAUCAGUUUCAGCGAUGCUCCGGCGGCGGCCGAGGCCAGACUCCGCCUCCACAAGACGGACUUCAACGGCAAAGAGAUGAGACUGUACUUCGCCCAGUCGGUGCACAUCGGGAGUCCUCGGCUGAUGCCUCCUAAACCAGAUAAACAGUUUCUGAUCUCUCCGCCGGCGUCGCCGCCCGUCGGCUGGGAGCAGUCCAACGACGCCAUGCCCGUCAUCAACUAUGACCUGCUGUGUGCCAUCUCCAAGCUCGGACCAGGGGAACAGUACGAGCUGCAAACGGCCACGCCCACCACGCCGAGUGUCGUCGUCCACAUCUGCGAGGACGAGCGCGGCGGCGACACCUCCACCCCUGACGACAGCGACCCCGACGACCAGCCCCGCCCCCUGCGGCCGCGGAUCAUCCAGACGCGGCGGCCGGACUUUGGAGACGAUCAGUGAGCGCCGCCGCCAUCAGGGAGCGGGGGCGGAGACAUUCAUCCUGACGGACGGAGAGUGGGAAACGCUCUGGGAGCCCGCGGUGUCUCGGAGACCAAACAUUUCAUAUCGAGAAAAGUUAGAGACCGACGCUGCGUUCACAAACCGGGGGAAAGAGCGGAGGUAUGAACUUCGUAGAAGACAACACGGUUGUGUUUAACCUUCAGAUGAUUCAAGGAUAAAUUGUUUAAUUAGUUGAAAAUCUGCAGAAAAUAUGGAGAAGAUUCUGCUAAAAUCUGGGGAAAAUUCUGUUAAAAUAUGGGGAAAAUGCAGCUGAAAAUGCGUUCGCAGAUUGUGUUUCCCUGCUGAUGAAAUAAUACGAGACAGAACUGAAGGAAGUAUUAGUUUUGAAAUGUAGAAAAUAAUGUAAAGUGUAAUGUUGUGAUUGUAGUUUUUAGGUAAAAUGGUGCUGGAGUGUAUUUAGAAUUGUGUCAUGACUUUGUGUUUGUGUUUGUGAGACGCUCAGCUGCAAAAAACAAUAAAAUAAAGUCUGUACAAGAGCAUCAAA